AUGAAGGUGCGAGUGCUACAGCGCGAUGAAGGCGGAGGGGUUCCCGAAGGACCUGGAGCCUUGCACCGCUGUUUCACGAAUCGAGAUCCGAGACUCCACCCUUUUCAGAAAGAGAGGGAGUAUGCACGAGCACUGGUGGCAACGAAGCUCUCCAAGAUCUUCGCCAAACCCUUUUUAGCUGCCCUAGAGGGCCACACAGAUGGGGUCAAGUCGAUUGUGAAGGCGCGAACGCAUCCUGCGACUAUCUUUUCCAGUUCUUGCAACGGGGAGAUCUGUGCGUGGAACCUGGCUGGAAAGAGCUGCACUGCGCAUAUCAAGGCGCAUGAAGGAUUCGUUCGAGGUCUGGCGAUUUCACCGCGCGAUGCGUUUUUGAUAUCUGGAGGAGACGACAAAAAGAUCAAACAGUGGCGAAUCCCCCCCCGAUCCCGCCUGUCUGAGCUGGACUGUGAGGCUGCAGAAAGACUGCAGACGGAUGAAGGCCUCUUGGAGCGGCUGCAAGGCACUGAACUUGUCCACAAACGUGGCAUCGAUCCAGAACCCGUCAGUGUGUUCACGACAGACUCCCCAGUGACAAGUCUGGAUUACCACUGGCGACGGCACCUCUUUGCGAGCACUGGGGAGGCGGUGCAAUUGUGGGAGCCCCACAGGUCGACGCCUCUCCAGACCUUCUCCUGGGAUUCUGACGCCGUCUACUGCGUUCGAUUCAAUCCAUCGGAGACUUCUGUCUUUGCCGCCGGCCUUAGUGGGAACUCGGUCGCCCUGUAUGACAUCCGCGGCAACACCCCAAUCCGUAGAGUGCUCAUGAAGAUGAGGACGAAUGCGAUUAGCUGGAAUCCGAUGGAGCCCAUAAAUUUUACGGUGGCGAACGAAGACCACAAUCUUUACACCUAUGACAUGCGCAAGCUCAGUGAAGCCCUCAGAGUUCAUAAGGAUUUCGUCAACGCUGUACUUGACGUGGACUAUUCGCCUACCGGGAAAGAAUUUGUCGCGGCCUCUUUUGACGGUACAAUUCGCAUCUUUAAGGCUGAUGAUGGCAGGAGCAGAGACAUAUAUCACACUCGACGAAUGCAGAGCGUGUUGAGCUGUCGUUUCUCCGCAGACGCGCGAUUUGUCCUUAGCGGCUCAGCAGACAUGUGCCUCCGCGUGUGGAAGGCAGAGGCAGCGGCCCCUUUGGGCCCUCAAACGUACAGAGCCAGGGCUGCCGUCAACUAUAGGAAGACUCUACAGGAGAAAUACGGGCAUCUGCAGGAAAUAAAACGCAUUGCGAGACACCAUCACGUGCCUAAGCUAAUCAAGAAGAUUCAGGAAAAGAAGCGGGUAAUGAAGGAAUCUGUGAAACGCAGGGAGGACAACCGCAUUGCUCACUCGAAGCCUGGCCAUCACAAGCGCGUUCCUGAGCGCAAGAAGGCAAUCUACAGAGAAGUGGAGUAA
Molecule: messenger RNA, 1431 nt
Organism: Cyclospora cayetanensis
Lineage: Eukaryota; Apicomplexa; Conoidasida; Eucoccidiorida; Eimeriidae
Product: DDB1- and CUL4-associated factor 13
Exons: 13
Coding region: 1-1431 (476 amino acids)
Biological process (GO): maturation of SSU-rRNA from tricistronic rRNA transcript (SSU-rRNA, 5.8S rRNA, LSU-rRNA)
Cellular component (GO): small-subunit processome; nucleolus
Molecular function (GO): protein binding
Source: RefSeq, a predicted model, not a curated record